Molecule: messenger RNA, 615 nt
Organism: Penicillium manginii
Lineage: Eukaryota; Fungi; Ascomycota; Eurotiomycetes; Eurotiales; Aspergillaceae
Product: ribosome biogenesis protein RRS1
Exons: 3
Coding region: 1-615 (204 amino acids)
Biological process (GO): ribosomal large subunit export from nucleus; ribosome biogenesis; ribosomal large subunit biogenesis
Cellular component (GO): preribosome, large subunit precursor; nucleus; nucleolus
Molecular function (GO): protein binding
Source: RefSeq, a predicted model, not a curated record
AUGGGAGACGUCGAAAUGGCCAACAGCGCUGCUGAAUCCAAGCCGGAGAAGCUUCCCAUCACCGUCUCAAAGCCCACCCCCUACACCUUCGACCUGGGCAACAUCCUCGCCAACGACCCCAACCCCCUCGAGCUCCCCGCAUCCGAAGACCUAGAAACUUCCCUCCAAGCAAUCGCCCGCGAUGGCACGCAAUCCCUCCUCAACCAACUGCUCACAACCUGCCAAAUCACCUCAACAGCCGCCAACGGCCCCCUGCCCACCCCCAAGCCACCCACCAAGUGGGAGCUCUUCGCGCGCAAGAAGGGCAUCGGCAAGUUCAACACCAAGCCCGGCGCAACACUGGCCGACAAGGAGCGCCGCAAGAACCUCGUCUACGACGAGGCGAGCGGCGAGUGGGUGCCGCGGUGGGGAUACAAGGGCAAGAACAAGGACUCCGACAACCAGUGGCUUGUCGAGGUUAAUGAGAAGGACUGGAAGAAGGAGGAGGAUGCUGCUGCGAAGGGUAGCAAUAUCCGUGGAAUGUCUCGUACGGAGCGCAAGGAGAAGCUUAAGCGGAAUGAGCGCAAGAUGCGCGCUAAUGAUCGCAGGGCUAAGACUGGGAAGGGUGGUAACUAG